CGUCGCUAUGUUGCUAUGGCGACCUGCGUUCUCGCGGCGCGUCGGUGACGCGUCAGUCCGCUCGAGCGCAUUUAGCGGCGCUGCUAGCGAGGAGCGGCGCAAACCGGCACCAUGAGCCUCAAUAAACACCAACUGAGCGACUCUUUAUUCAUCUGGCUGCAGACGUUCCAGGUGCCGUCGUCCUCCAGCAAACACGAGCUGACCAGCGGCGUGGCCAUCGCUCAUGUGCUCAACAAAAUAGACUCGUCCUGGUUUAAUGAGACGUGGCUCAGCAGGAUAAAAGAGGAUGGCAGCACAAACUGGAGGCUGAAGGUCAGCAACCUCAAGAAGAUCCUGCAGAGCAUGAUGGAGUAUUAUCAUGAUGUGCUGGGUCAGCAGGUGUCCGACCAGCACGUUCCUGACGUGUGUCUGAUCGGGGAGAUGGGGGACGUGACUGAACUGGGUCGUCUGCUUCAGCUGGUUCUGGGCUGCGCCGUCAGCUGCGAUCAGAAACAAGAGCACAUCCAGCAGAUCAUGACUCUGGAGGAAUCAGUGCAGCACGUCGUGAUGACGGCCAUACAGGAGCUGCUGGCCAAAGAGCCCGCGGAGGCCGGAGCUCCAGAGACGUACGGGGACUUCGACAGUCAGUCCAGGAAGUACUAUUUUCUGAGUGAAGAGACGGACGACAGGGACUCGACGAGCCAGCGCUGCCGGGAGCUCCAGCGGCAGGUGUCUGUCCUGAUGGAGGAGAGGUCCUCGCUGCAGGCGGAGCUCCAGUCUCUGCGCGAGCGGCUCAGUCACAGCGAGACGCCCGACGUCUCCUCCACCAUCACCAACAAGAAGCUGCUGCUGCUGCAGAGUCAGAUGGAGCAGCUGCAGGAGGAGAACUACAGGCUGGAGAGCAGUCGGGACGACCUGCGAGUGCGAGCUGAUGUUCUGGAGCGAGAGCUGACGGAUCUGCAGCUGAGGAACGAGGAUCUCACCAGCCUCGCUCAGGAGGCCCAGUCCCUCAAAGACGAGAUGGACAUCCUCAGGCACUCGUCUGACCGCGUCAGUCGCCUGGAGGCUCUGGUGGAGACCUACAAGCGCAAGCUGGAGGACCUGGGCGACCUGCGCAGACAGGUGCGUCUGCUGGAGGAGAGGAACCACGUCUACAUGCAGCGCACCUGUGAGCUGGAGGAGGAGCAGCGGCGGGCCAACGCCAUCCGCUCGCAGCUCGACACCUACAAGAGACAGGCUCACGAGAUGAGCGCCAAACACUCGGCCGAGGCCAUGAAAGCUGAGAAAUGGCAGUUUGAGUACAAGAACCUCAGCGACAAAUACGAGACGCUUCUGAAGGAGAGAGAGAAGCUGAUAUGCGAGCGAGACUCAUUCAGAGAGACGACCGAAGAGCUGAGGUGUGCUCAGGUCCAGCAGCAGUGUUUAACAGAUUCUCUGAGCGCUGAUUCAGGAGCCGUGGGCAGCCUGGCGGCAGAGAUCAUGCCCACAGAGCUCAGGGACACAGUUGUGCGUCUGCAGCAGGAGAAUAAGACGCUGUGUGUUCAGGAGGAGUCGUACAGACACAGACUGGAGGAGCUUCAGACGCAGCUGGAGGAUUCACAGCGCAGCCAGAACACACUCGAGACGCAGAACCGGCUGAGUCAGCAGCAGAUCUCAGAGCUGAGUGCUCAGGUGGAGGAGCUGCAGAGAGCUUUACAGGACCAGGAUAGCAAGACCGAGGAUGUCAUUUCGUCUCUGUUGAAGAAGAAGCUGGAGGAGCAUCUAGAGAAGCUCCACGAGGCUCAUUCUGACCUGCAGAGGAAACGAGAGGUGAUUGAUGAUCUGGAGCCCCAUGUGGACAGCAACAUGGCGAAGAAGGUCGACGAGCUGCAGGAGAUCCUGAAGAAGAAGGAUGAAGACAUGAGGAGGAUGGAGGAGAGAUACAAGAGAUAUGUGGAGAAAGCUCGCACCGUCAUAAAGACUCUAGACCCCAAGCAGAAGUCCAGCCCGGUUCCUGCUGAAGUUCAGGCGCUGAAGAACCAGCUGACAGAGAAGGACCGGAAGAUCCAGCACCUGGAGCAUGAUUUCGAGAAGACGCGCUCCAGACAUGAUCAGGAGGAGAAGCUCAUCAUCUCAGCCUGGUACAACAUGGGCAUGGCUCUUCAUCAGAAGGUGGCUGGAGAGCGCUCCGGCUCCGCUCCGGCUCAGUCCUUCCUCUCCCAGCAGAGACAGUGGACUCAAGCCCGGCGAGGCCUGUCCCGUCCGCAGCCCAGAUAAACCCCUGUCCUUUUAUCAGUGUGUUUUAGACCAGGUUUAGUCGUUUUUAGUUGUAGCCGGAAAGCCUUGCGCUCCGUGAAGCAGAUCAACCUUCGUUUCUUUUAAAGCUUUAAAGUGUUUUUACUGUAGUUGGGUGUCGAUCGGGGUUACGGUGCACUUUACACACUCGGUGCCUUCAGCCAUCCAGAAACCAGACGCUCUGCGCUGGAGCCUUGAACGCCACGAACAAAUCCAGAGCUUUCGUCAGGAUCUUUCCAGAGAGCCGCUGUGGUUUAGUGAACGCUCAUCACGGAUGGACCGCUGGAGGAGCGCGAGUUCCCACCAGUUGCUGCUCGAUUUCGUUUUUAUCUCGUCGUUGUUUCGUUUUGGCAGAAAUACACUACCGACUGAACACUGUGUUCUGGCCCCCGUCGGUCCGGGCCGAGCUUCGUUCGUUUGCUUUUUGUUCGUUUUUUGGGUCACGGUGCUGAUGUUCACGAGUUGUUUGCGUGUUUCUCACGGCGUUUUCCUCGUUCGCUCGGGACCGAUGGGGGCGCUACGGAAAUGAUCACUUUAGUCUCACCCUUCUUCUCUUUGCACUACAAUAAAAGAGGUUAUCGGUACGAAAUGCUGUGACAUCUGUGUGUUGAAGUGAGUGGAUAAUGAACCGUUUUAUCAAAUGAAAUGCUGAACGAAAUGCUGAAGUCGGACGAAUAAGUCGAUUUAUCGUUGGUCCGUGACUCCUGUUUGCAUUAAAGAUACUGACAUCGAAGAAUUAACAGAACACUUCUGAAAUAAGAUGAACGUUUUGUAAUAUUAGCUUAUUAGUAGCAUACCUUUUCAUAUUUAUGAUUUAUGGUUUUAAUAUGUCUGCUUCCGAAUAUAAUCAUGAUCAUUCAACUAAUGCAUAAAAGACUGCAUUGCUGUAAACAUCACAUUAAAUGUGUAAACUGUUUCCAGGUAUUACUCUAUACUGUGGUACUGUACUGUCAGGUGUGUUAUUUAAAUCAACUUAAUUCUAACUUUAAGUGCAUUCAUUUUAAUCAAAUUGUAUUAUUUUUUUAAAUCAGGUUUAGCUAGAUGACGAUCUUAUUUUAUCACUCACGGUAUACCGAACUGUUCUGUGUAUUAAAGCAUUUCAUUUAA
Molecule: messenger RNA, 3360 nt
Organism: Puntigrus tetrazona (Sumatra barb)
Lineage: Eukaryota; Metazoa; Chordata; Actinopteri; Cypriniformes; Cyprinidae
Gene: hook2
Product: hook microtubule-tethering protein 2
Exons: 23
Coding region: 112-2235 (707 amino acids)
Biological process (GO): cytoskeleton-dependent intracellular transport; cytoplasmic microtubule organization
Cellular component (GO): cytoplasm; centrosome
Molecular function (GO): dynein light intermediate chain binding; microtubule binding
Source: RefSeq, a predicted model, not a curated record